Nylanderia fulva is the source of this 582-nucleotide messenger RNA. Its product is annotated as NADH dehydrogenase [ubiquinone] 1 alpha subcomplex subunit 7. NCBI's taxonomy places the organism in Eukaryota, Metazoa, Arthropoda, Insecta, Hymenoptera, Formicidae. The record is from RefSeq and is a predicted model, not a curated record. Gene Ontology annotation, cellular component: mitochondrial inner membrane; respiratory chain complex I. Gene Ontology annotation, biological process: ATP synthesis coupled electron transport; mitochondrial electron transport, NADH to ubiquinone.
UAUAUCGAUGCAAGUUAUAUCUAUAAAACGCAGUUGUUUAUCCAUAGAAAAUUUUUAAGAUUAGCUAGGCGCAGUUUAUUUAAUUGUAAUAAAUAUCGUAUUAAGUUUAAUUUAUUAAUAAAUCGAUUAAUUUAUUGGAAAAACAUGCCGGGUCCUGUUGAACACCGAGCUGUCACACCACUGAUACAAUUGAUUAGAGAUAUAGGCCGCGGUAGAAAAGUCGUGCUAGCAAGUAGAUUUGCUGACGAACAAGCAGCACGCACUCAACCUCCGCCACAUAUACCAGGAGGUCCAUAUCAUAAGACUUCUGAGAUUUAUUAUUACACUCGAGAUGGGAGACGAGAAGUUGAACCACCACUAUUGAUUAGUGGAUCAAAACAAAUUGGCACGGAGGAUGAAUUUCCUGCUAAAGAGAAAUAUCUUUCUCCAGGGACUGCUUACAAAUGGGAUUAAUUUCAUAAAAUUAACUUUAGAGAUUUGUUCUACAGGACAUUAUAAUGCAAAUUACAUUGAUGUAAUAUAAUGAUAGAUUUGUUCUGAUAUAAUUAUUGUACAUAGAAAAUAAAGUUACUUAUUGUAGAA